Molecule: messenger RNA, 442 nt
Organism: Acyrthosiphon pisum (pea aphid)
Lineage: Eukaryota; Metazoa; Arthropoda; Insecta; Hemiptera; Aphididae
Product: metallo-beta-lactamase domain-containing protein 1-like
Exons: 1
Coding region: 19-330 (103 amino acids)
Source: RefSeq, a predicted model, not a curated record
UGUAUUAGUUACAAACAGAUGUACUAUGACGAUAGUAAAUUUUUCAACAGCGAUGGUGUGUAUGAAAUUGAUGAGAAUAUUCGAGUUAUCUCAACCCCUGGACAUACACUGACGGAUGUAUCUGUUAUCGUUCAAACAACCAAAGCAUCAAUCGGAAUUGUAGGCGAUUUGUUUGAAAGUGAAGAUGAUAUAAUGGAUGAAUCCAUUUGGUUAAAUGCUGGUAGUGAAAAUCCAGAUUCACAAAAAAAAUAUAGAAAAGCUAUUAUGGAACAGGUGGAUUGGAUUAUACCUGGUCAUGGUGCUAUGUUCUCUACCAGGAAAUACAAGUGAACAAUAAAAUGUUUAAAAAUAGAAAUAAUUUUAAAAUUUAAGUUUAUUUGAUACCUCUGAAUUUCAAUGUAUUAUAAUUAUAUUAUCUUCAUCUAUACAACAACCUAUACCA